Molecule: messenger RNA, 1968 nt
Organism: Seriola dumerili (greater amberjack)
Lineage: Eukaryota; Metazoa; Chordata; Actinopteri; Carangiformes; Carangidae
Gene: chic2
Product: cysteine rich hydrophobic domain 2
Exons: 6
Coding region: 196-708 (170 amino acids)
Source: RefSeq, a predicted model, not a curated record
ACUGCGGCGGAUGUUGAUGUUUUGUUUCGGAGCCUGCUAAAGGAUGUGAGCUGAAUCGUCUUCGGGACGGGUUGAUAUUUUCCGUCGUUGUCUUCACGGUUCUCUUUGUACAAUUUCUGCAGUAAGGUAUCGCUGUCUGUCGGCAUCGUGUCUCUCCCGGUGUCUCUCCCGGGAAGCGCGAGGCCGAGUCGUGCGAUGAUGGAGGACUUUGAUGAGAUCUACGAAGAGGAGGAGGAGGAAGAAGAGGACGAGGACAGGGCCGCGGAGGAGCAGCUCCUCAAGUACGCUCCGGACCCGGUGGUUGUGCGAGGAUCCGGCCACGUCACUGUGUUUGGGCUUAGUAACAAAUUUGAGUCAGAAUUUCCUUCAGCACUUACGGGGAAAGUGGCACCGGAGGAAUUCAAAGCCAGUAUCAACCGUGUAAACAGCUGUCUGAGGAAGACGCUGCCAGUGAAUGUGCGGUGGCUCCUGUGUGGCUGCCUCUGCUGCUGUUGCACGUUGGGCUUCAGUUUGUGGCCUGUCAUCUGCCUCAGCAAGCGGACAAGAAGAUCUAUAGAGAAGCUCCUGGAGUGGGAGAACAGCAGACUUUACCACAAGUUGUGUUUGCACUGGAGACUAAGCAAAAGAAAGUGUGAAACCAACAACAUGAUGGAAUAUGUAAUCCUAAUAGAGUUCCUACCUAAGAUCCCCAUCUUCAGACCGGACUAGCGUGACUGCAGCUCAUCUUAAAACCACCACUGCUGCCCAGCUCUGUCACAGAACCACAGUGGCUGUCAAGCUCCUGAAUAACUACCCUUCCCAAAAUACUACAAUAUUUUUGUUUACAGGGUAGCAUCAAUCAACUUUUCUCUUUGACCCGUUCUCCCACCCAUACCUUAUCUACACCCUUGUUUACAAAUCCAGCAUCCCCACUCUGGCAUUGAAGUGAAUUCACCAUUGAACCAUGACGGACGAGCUGGCACCAGCCUGUGGGACGUCAGGGGAGACCCAUCCAUGGGCAGUGUUAUUAAUUUUGGAGCCAGAGCUGGAGACUGGACCGUCGAACUCGAGUUCUGUGAGCUACAACUGGAAUUUUGUCAUCUGUAUGUUCCCUAUCCUAAGCACAUGGCACAGUCAGACCAUGAUACGACAAACCCUUUCAUACGUUACCUACUGUCACGCCGCCAACUUCACCUGCAAAAAAUACACCCCAGUGCUUUUGUAACAGUUGGUUUGGUUCUCUAGAUCCUUACUAGAGGCUGUGGAGGCAACAUGAUGUGGAACUCCAAAGGAACUGUCAUCCAAAUCAACUCUGUAGCGGACUAACUAGUCUCACAGGAACAUGUUGGGCCAGUGGCCAAAAAAGCGGAACUCACUCUUCUUAUCAACUACCAGACAUUGUUAUCCCUUUCACCUUCGUAUCUCUGCACACUUACUGUGCAUCACCCUAACCCAGUGACAAUCACACACUUUGACUGUACUCCCCAUAGUAUGAUUGGGCCUUUAUGCUACGAUGUUUACCUGGAACAAUUUGUUUUCACCAUUAUGUGUGUCCAGGUGAUGUAUCCAGACCGGCUGCCUAGCAACUUCUUCUCAGUCACAGUGGAACACAUAAGCUGGAAAGACAGCCACUGGUGACGUUGAAAGGAAUUCUUGGUUUCUUUAUAUUUUUUUUAGUAUCUCAAGUUUUGUUUACUGUUUUGGUGAAAGAGAGGCAGUCAGUGCUUGCAAACUUGGUGUGUGUGUGUGUGUGUGUGUGUGUGUGUGUGUGUGUGUGUGUGUGUGUGUGUGUGUCAGUCAAACAUAAGCAAAAAAGACAAAUCAGACAUGAAGACAUACUCUUUACUCUGUGAAGCAGGGUUCUUUCUCCUAAGUAUUUCUUUGCCAUAACUGAUCUUUGUUACUUUUGUUGUAGUAAUUUAUAAGUGCAUGAGUGUACAUAUUAUAUGUGCAUUCAUGAAAUACGACUCAGUUUUUGGUUUUUUUUUG